AUGUCGGAUCGCAGUCCUUCCACCUCCUUUCGAGCCGGACCUCCUUCGCCCCCAUCCCCCGCUGCCGGGUCUCUGAAAAAGAGCCACCCGCUCCUCAUUGCCUCGGAUCACAUCCCUCAGACCCCGACGUCUCCUCCGUUGAUGUCGGUCAGCGAUCCAAGCCAUGUCUCCAAUUUCACCUCUUCGCAGACAUCACCGAAUCAGGCGACGGCUCAACCUCCGAACCCAUCCUCCCCUCCUUCCUCCACACCCAUGUCUACCCAGCUCUCCCAGCAACCGAACAUGAGUGCGACCAAUUCAUUUCCUACUCCUGCCAGUAGCGUCAGCGGUCACAAUAUGAAUGCGACGUCAGUGGAGGAGUUGGAUCCCACCAAACAAUCCUUCAGUGCAGGAAAACAGGACUCGAGAGGGAACGUCGGCGCAAUGUCCGACCAGCAAAGAGCAGAUCACAGGCACACCGAUCACGACCGACAGUCCCAACCCACGAAUCCAGACAUCGGAGUCCGCGAUUUUGCCGCCGGGGCCGGUCAGGACACGACCGAUGCAGACGCCAUGGAUGUGGACAGGCAGCCUACUACUCGCCAGUUUGAGCCCAGCAACCUUGGCUUAGAUUCUCUUGAGAACGACUUCACAUCGGCCUUCCAUCUCUGCAAAAGCUCGCCUGUUGCGACUGGUCCAGAUCCGUCGUUCGAUCUCAUCUCCCUCUAUGGUCUCGGUCCGGCUGCGCAUUCGGUAGCACGGAUAGACCCCGUGACAGGCGAGAAGAUCAACCGGCUGAGGAAGUCUUACGAAGGAAAGUUGAAGGGGCUGGGACUUGCGGGGCGGAAUAAGCCAGUGAAGCAAGAACCCGGGGCUCCUGGUAGUUUGCGGCAUAUGACCCUGUGGCCCGAGGAAGAAUGGCAGAACCAGAAGGUGUUUGGGAAGACCAUUAAAGUCGCAGAUAUGGAUUCUGCGUUGCUGGGUCUCCAGACUCGGGCAAUGCAGAUGGAACCUGGGAUAGUCCCGAACAACGAUUUCUGGGAGGACGUGCUGGGACACGAAAAACCGACCAAGCACCAAGGACCAAGCGAUACCGGCAAGAAGACUGCUCCCGCCACAGGUGCCCGCUCCUCUGGCCAGCCGACUGUACCAUCGGUAUCAGUGCAAGAAGAUGAACGAGCACGGCCUAGUCGGGGUCGCAAGAGACACUACGACGACAACAGCUUUGUUGGCUAUGGCGAAGGAUACGCAGAUGACGACGAUGACACCGGCUUCUAUUCGAGUGGCGAGGGCACUGGGAAGAAGAAACGGAAGAAGGACCACGUCGCCAAAGUGUCGACCCCUAUGUCCGAACGAGGCGGCAGCUACGGGGUAGGCAUGUUUGGGAUUGGGGCCAGAUGA
Penicillium alfredii is the source of this 1380-nucleotide messenger RNA. RefSeq lists its product as uncharacterized. Gene Ontology annotation, cellular component: mediator complex. The record is from RefSeq and is a predicted model, not a curated record. Gene Ontology annotation, molecular function: transcription coregulator activity. Gene Ontology annotation, biological process: regulation of transcription by RNA polymerase II. The coding region runs from base 1 to 1380 and encodes 459 amino acids. Lineage: Eukaryota; Fungi; Ascomycota; Eurotiomycetes; Eurotiales; Aspergillaceae. The transcript is spliced from 3 exons.